Molecule: messenger RNA, 3867 nt
Organism: Girardinichthys multiradiatus
Lineage: Eukaryota; Metazoa; Chordata; Actinopteri; Cyprinodontiformes; Goodeidae
Gene: bloc1s6
Product: biogenesis of lysosomal organelles complex-1, subunit 6, pallidin
Exons: 6
Coding region: 217-741 (174 amino acids)
Biological process (GO): intracellular transport
Cellular component (GO): BLOC-1 complex; transport vesicle; extrinsic component of membrane
Source: RefSeq, a predicted model, not a curated record
CGUAGGCUUCCUUGGAACGUGAUCACGUGAUGACGCAGAAGUCACAUGAUGGUGUCUCACGCUACAACAAAUCGAAAAUCUCCUGAUCUGUCUUUUUUUUGACUACAUAAUACACAAUCCAAUGUACAGCUGCUGUUCAGUCGAGGUUUAAACAGAUAAACGUGUGGGAUCUGAAUGCUCGACGCCAAACAGACUGGGUGAACCGAGUAGCUGCAGAUGGAGGUAGAGGGGAUGGAAGAUAAAGGACCUUCUUUCCAGAGUGAACUUCCAGAUUGCCAGGCAACGCAGCAGCAGCAGCUGCUGCCACCGCCACCGGAUCUGCAGAGCUCCACGUCUGUAGAGAAUGUCUACGUGGAUCAGAAAGCAGUGGACAAACUCGCAGAGGGAUUCCUGUCCCACUACCUAUCGGAUCUACAGAACUCUAAACGAGCCCUGCAGGAGCUCACACAAAAUCAGCUGAUACUGUUGGACACACUGGAUCAAGAAGUCACCAAGUUCAGAGAGUGCAACACCUUGCUGGACCUCAACUCGCUGUUUACAGAAGCCAAAGUUUACCAGAAUAAACUAGUGAACAUAAGAAAAGAGAUGAUCUUGCUUCAUGAAAAAACAACUAAACUGAAGAAAAGAGCCUUGAAGCUGCAGCAGCAGAAGCAGAAGGAGCUACUGGAGAAGGAGCAGCAGCGUGAGAGUGAGCUGGAGAGGGAGAGGCAGCUUAUCGCCAAACCUGCUAAAAGAACGUAAAACUCCCAGCGAUGUCCGCUGUGUUAAAGAACCACUCUGAAGGGUAGCAUGUCUUACUCUGUUUACUUCAUAUCUGAUCAAUCACCCAACUUUUAACCAUUUUUCAAAGUGCAAAUUAGAUAAUCAGACAGGCAACACAGGCUAGCUGGUGUUGGUUACUGUUUUAGGUGCAUUUUAUCCAGUUCUACUUUCCGAAUAUUGCAAAGUGAACAAAUUAGAAAAAGAAAACUAGUCAUUAUUUGUUCUGGUAACUGUGAGAGAAGAGAUGUCAGUCCCACAUGUCAAGUACCAAACAUUUUAACAACUAGUUUCUCUUUGAAGGUGUUUCUGCAGAUAAAGCUAAUCUAUGUCAGACAACAUGGCAGCAGAACAGUGUAUGUUCAGCUAUCUAAUGUGAAUAUCAACUGAACAACUAUUCCUCUGUGAAAAAAGUAACAAUCAGUACCAUUUAAAUCAUCCUCAAUGAAAAUAGGCUUUUUUGGGGCACUUUGCUCAGUUGUUUUUUUCCAUUCCUAGCCGGAGGUAUCUGGUGUACCUGCUGUUGUAAGGUUAGCUUUUACCUUAACAUGGUUUCAAUACAAUUCCCUGCAGAACUUGUGAUGAACUGUUGAGGAACUUAGUAAAUCCUCCCUGUGCCUCCUGCUUGGAGUCAGUGUUGCAGUGGAGUGCUUGUAUUUCAAAAUAUAUAUCUGCUUGGCACAAAAAGUAAUGGGAUUUGCCAGGUUUUUUUCCUUGCUGUGACAAGGCUUCUUGGCUGUAAAUCUUACACCACUGAGAACGCUGCUGAUAUCCCCUUAAAUGGUGCAAGAUUUGUAAGGACAAUGAAUUUGUGGGUUGAGCAGCAGACUUGAGUAUGGGCUCUGGUGGAGGAAGUGUGAUGGUGUGGGGCGACAUCUCUCACUCACUAGAAAAACAAGGCUCGUUGUCAUUGAAGGCAAUUUUAGUGGAGAGAGAUAUCAAGACAAGAUUCUGCAACCAGUGGGAGUCCCAUAUCUUUAUCCUCCAAGAUGUGACUGCUCGCUGCCACAGAGUGGGAUUUAUCAGAGACUUUAACUGCCUCUCUGCAGUCCUGACCUCUACCCAAGUGACUACUUGUGGGACCAGCUUGGGGUUUGUGCCAGAGCGACCAACACAACCACAUUGGCUGACUUGUGCCAAAUGCUUGUUGAGGUACGGGUUGCCAUCCCAUGGCAGUGUGCGCCCAAGCUGGUGUCCAGUAUGAAGGAGGAGGUGCCAGGCUGUUGUGCUUGUGUCCCCACAUCCAUCAGUCGAACAUUCAUCACUGUUCCUUCCUUUGAUUAAUUUUGAUGGAUCCUGACCACUGCACACCUUGAACACCCAAAACAAGCUGCAGUUUUGGAGAUGCUCUGACACAGUCGUCUAGACCUCACCGUUCAGCCCAUCUGCCAUUCUCUAUCGCAUAUAUUACUGAGGCCCCUGUUUGUUAAAUAAAUGAACUGUUGAACAGCCAAAAUAUUUCUUCAAAAUUCAGUCAACCAGUUUUGGCAUCAGCAGGUAUGAUUUGGCAAGUUUUCGAUGAGCUCAACCCUCAAAUCCAUUUUGCUUUCAAUUGUGGCACCAUUUUAGGGGAAAUAAACAGGCUGCCCAGGGUCUGAGGUUUAUUGCCUAGGACAAUUGUUACAACAAAGAAAUAAUAAACCAAACACACAUUUUCCUACCUUUUGUCCCAAGUAUGGUUCUUCUUAAAAUAUCUUUUCAAUACACGUUGUCUUGCUAGAUUCAAUCAUCCACAACUUGAAUUACUACAGCGCAGAGACACACUCUAAAGAUGUGUACAAAAUCCAUAACAUAAAUAGUUCUCAUGGACCCCAACACUCCCCUUUUUGCUGCGUUUCUCUAAAAGUAAGCUUUGGAUAUUUUUUUUUUACUUCCCUACUCAUUUCCCUUUUAAUAUGUGUUUUUGGGAAAGAUAAACAUCCUCCUUCCUCAGUGUUCAGCCUCGUUUAUCACAAUUCCAGUUCUGCAAGUUGCUCUGUACAGGCAGGCUUAGGUGUGUAGCUGUUUUCUUAUUGGCAUUUUAAGAUGUAUAAAGAUAAACACAUUUAUGUCUUGUUUGAAUGGCCUGUUCUCUAUUGUAUCAUGUUUAUGCCCCAGAGAAACAGGAAGUCAUGAUUCCCCAAGUAAACGUCCCUUUAUGCUCUGAAUAGCUUAAAAAGAAAGGGAAAAAAUAUUUUUAACUAUAAUUAGUUUCUAAAAAGGGUUCUUGGUUCCAGUAUUUAGGGAACAGUGACUCUUUCCUAUUAUUUCUGUACAUAACUGAAAAGGUUGGAUUUUUCUAAAUAAAACUAAUUAGUUCAGAGAUUUGGGUGCUGCAAUUAUAUUAAGACUUCCUACAGCAGGGAUUCAUAUUUUGGCCUCUUUGCAAACACUGAAAAGCCUUAUUUCUGCGGUAUUUUAUGUGAAAUAAUGAAUUUUUUUUCUUACCAUACAUCUAAUUCAACAGGAGAAACACUUUUAAACAAACUAGAACGUUUAAAUUUCAAACGGGAUUUAUUGAGGUAAUUGCAAAAGUUUAGACAUCCUUAAAACUGCAGUGCACUUUGGAAAAUGGUUUCUUAAUAAAACCCUUACUGUGGUGCCUAGUAAAUAAGAAUAGUAAAAAGCUUGCAGAACCUUGGGUUUGGUUGAUCCCGUCUGACUUGGCCAAGAACACCAUAAACCAAAGACCUGGACGUCAUCAUCAAAUGCUGUUUGAACUCUGAUGGUGCGCACGUUUGUAAAUCUCCCUGAGAGCAGAACAAAUCCUCCUUUGACACUUUUACAGACAACGGUCUGGAAGUAUUUCUGCGUCUGCUGUCCUUAGUCUAAGUGUUGUUUGAUACCUGUUGUUUCCCGGGCUGCCUGCCCUGUUAGUCUUGAACGUUACAAAAGAAGUAUGUUGUGUAAAUCAUUUUUUUCUGCACUAAAUUUGACUGAGGGUUGUGUACCAUGAUAAUAGAUUGUAAAAUGUACCAAACUAUAAACAUAAUCUGCAAAACUCUUCAAUAUUGUUUUUCAAAACCCUUCUAUGCACUAGUUAUGUUUGAAACUGUUGGGUUUAUAGAGUUAAUAAUAAAUCCUACAUAACUGCUGGUUUGGACUAAAUUAAAUGUGAGAUUUGCUUUG